This is a messenger RNA of Larimichthys crocea (large yellow croaker), 3953 nucleotides long. RefSeq names its product zinc finger and BTB domain containing 17 (gene zbtb17). Gene Ontology annotation, molecular function: protein binding; DNA-binding transcription repressor activity, RNA polymerase II-specific; RNA polymerase II cis-regulatory region sequence-specific DNA binding. The transcript is spliced from 15 exons. Bases 234 to 3044 code for a protein of 936 amino acids. Gene Ontology annotation, biological process: regulation of cytokine production; regulation of immune system process; negative regulation of transcription by RNA polymerase II. Gene Ontology annotation, cellular component: nucleoplasm. The record is from RefSeq and is a predicted model, not a curated record. Lineage: Eukaryota; Metazoa; Chordata; Actinopteri; Sciaenidae.
UGCUCCUGUGAUACAUCCGGCCGGUCCCUAUCAAUCGAUCAGAGAGAGGAAGAUGGUGGUGGAUGAAGUGAGCGGAGCAAGAUCGAUCACCGAAAAACUCGAUUGGGUUUGUUUUUCCUAACUGAGCCAAACACUCCGUAACACCGCCUGGCCUGGCGGUCUGACCCGGGAGUGAAGAGGCGACAACAAGGAGCAGUCUACAGGUCCUGUGCCUGCCUCUAGCCUUCAAGACGAUGGAGUUCCCAUGGCACAGUGGGAAGGUUCUGGAGCAGCUUAACCGCCAGCGCAAACAGGGACUGCUGUGUGACUGCACCUUUGUCGUGGACGGGGUGGACUUCAAGGCCCACAAAGCUGUGCUGGCGGCCUGCAGUGUCUACUUCCGUACCCUCUUCCUGGACCAGAAAGAUGUGGUGCAUCUGGACAUCAGCAAUGCAGCAGGUUUGGGUCAGGUCCUGGAGUUCAUGUACACAGCCAAGCUGAGUCUAAGUCCACAGAAUGUAGAAGACGUGCUGGCUGUUGCUAACUUUCUACAGAUGCAAGAAAUUGUAAAUGCCUGCUCUGCGUACCAGUCAAUGGCAAAUCCAGCUCCGUCCCUCAUAACACUGGAUUUCGCUGUUGAAGAGAAAACAGGAGAUGAAGAGCAGAGAGAGGAACUGGAGAGUGACCUGGCAGAGGUGGCAACAGAAGCUGAGGAGAUUCCGCCGAGCACCACCCUGACAGAAAAUAAAGAGCCUACGGAAAAUCAGGAUGAAGGAAGUUUAAAGGAACACAUUGCUGAUGAAACACAAGAAGCUGUUUCUCAGCCCAACGUGGCCAGUACCCACUCAGGCCCCCAUCGACCCCAGAAGAACACUGCUCCUCCUGCUCAAAAAAAGACAUCUAUAAAAAAAGAGGAAGAACGUGUUGGGGAAGAUGUGCCUGUAUUUCAGGACGACCCCUCUGACACUGACUACACGCCAAAAUCACAGUUGAAACCUGCUACCAGCUCGUCCUACAUGAGUUCCCGAGGGAGAAGAAUCAGGAAACCUCCUCGACGAAACUUCCCACCUGACAAUGAUUCCGAGGAUGAAGGGACGUCAGAGACAAACGUGGGGAAGGAGGCAACAGAGCCGGCAGAAGUGGCUGGAGAGCAGGAAGAGGUCUCCAUGGAUGAGGAAGCUAAUGAUGAUGACGAUGAUGAUGAUGAUGAUGAUGACGACGAUGAAGACGGGGCGGAAGAUGCCGAUGCUAACCAGCAGGUGGGCGGACUGGAUUCGAGCAGCGAGGGAGAGGGAAGACAAACAGCGUCAGCGUCUAUGAGCAGCCGAUCCGAGUCGAAACCUUACAGUUCCGUCACGCACAAAUGUGAGGACUGCGGGAAGAAAUUCACUCACACUGGUAAUUUCAAGAGACACAUGCGUAUUCACACCGGGGAGAAGCCUUUCAGCUGUCGGGACUGCAACAAGGCAUUCUCUGACCCUGCAGCCUGUAAAGCCCACGAGAAAACACACAGCCCCCUGAAGCCUUACAGCUGCUCGACCUGCGGAAAGAGCUACAGACAGAUCAGCCUGCUCAACCUGCACCGCAAACGUCACACGGGCGAAGCACGGUACAGCUGCGAAGUGUGCGGCAAGCUUUUCACAACAUCUGGCAACCUGAAGCGCCACCAGCUGGUGCACAGCGGCGAGAAGCCGUACCACUGCGACUUCUGCGAGAAGUCCUUCUCUGACCCCACCGCCAAGAUGAGACAUCUGGAGACGCACGACACAGAGAAGGGCAACAAGUGUCCACACUGCGACAAGCGCUUCAACCAGGUGGGAAAUCUGAAGGCUCACCUAAAAAUCCACAUCACAGACGGGCCUCUGAAGUGCAAAGAAUGUGGCAAACAGUUUACCACUUCAGGAAAUCUGAAGAGACACCUGCGGGUUCACAGUGGGGAGAAACCGUACAUCUGUAUGCACUGUCAGAGAGCUUUCAGUGACCCUGGAGCUCUGCAGCGGCAUGAACGCAUCCACACAGGAGAGAAGCCCUGUGUGUGUGUUAUCUGCGGCAAAGCCUUCACCCAGGCCAGCUCACUCAUCGCUCACGUCCGCCAGCACACUGGAGAGAAGCCCUAUGUGUGUGAUCGCUGUGGCAAAAGGUUUGUGCAGUCCAGUCAACUGGCCAAUCACAUUCGCCAUCACGACAAUGUCCGACCACACAAGUGUCAGAUGUGCAACAAGGCAUUUGUUAAUGUGGGAGACCUGUCGAAGCACAUUAUCAUUCACACAGGGGAGAAACCUUUCCUGUGUGAUAAAUGCGGCAGAGGGUUCAACCGCGUAGACAAUCUGCGCUCCCACGUCAAGACCGUCCACCACGGCAAGGCCGGCAUGAAGCGGCUGGUGGUAGCUGGCGGCAGCGCUGACGAGGGAGCCGACGGGUGUGCAGGGGCAUGCGCGUCUGACAGCGAGAUCAACAUAGUCACCGUCACCACAGAGGACAUUGUCACCCUGGCAACAGAGGCCCUGGCAGCCAGUGCUGUAGCUCAGCUGACAGUAGUUCCAGUCGCCGCUUCAGUGUCUGCAGAUGAGACGGAGGCUUUGAAAGCUGAAAUCACAAAAGCAGUAGAGAAAGUUCAAGAAGCAGAUCCCAACACCCAGAUCUUGUACGCUUGUGACUCAUGUGGUGAUAAAUUCUUGGACGCCAGCUCCUUGGCCCAACACGUACGCAUCCACACAGCUCAGGCCUUAGUCAUGUUUCAGGCAGAUUCCGACUUCUACCAAUACACCACGACCACCACUGCUGAAGGGGAUUCUGCCACAACUUGGCAGCCCACAGCCGAACAGGUCAUCCAGGAAGGAGAGCUCAUCUUCCGUGCUCAAGAUGGAGAGGGAGAGGCAGAAGGAGGGUCGGUGGCGGAGACACAAGAACAAGAAGGAGAGUCAGGGGAGAUGAUUCAUGAGGAGGGGAGGGAGGAUGGAGAGGUUGAAACCCAGACUGAGCUCCACACAGAGGGAAAAGAUGAAGCUGCAGCAGAUGGAGAGGAAGAAAAAGAAGAGGAGAUGGACUGUGAGAGUCAGGCAUAGUGGGGCAGAAAUGUGAAGAGUGUUUGAUAUAUUGCUUGUAACAGAAGUCUAUUUUGAAGAGGGGAAGGAAAUCCAUCAUUAAAAAAUGAAGUGAGCUGAUGAAAAGUUCCAACAUGCCAUGUUGUAAAACAAACUGGAUUCAUGACAUCACUUUUUAAACAACGUUAUCUUAGGAUGUCUGGUCAUUAAUCAUGUUUCUGCAGUCUUAAUUCCAGGAAUUUAUGUGAGAUCCAGUCAGUUGGUAAAUAUUAUUUCAAAGAUGCUUAUACUACUUUGCAUAGUUUAUUUUUAGAUGGAAAUGCAGGACUCUGCGUUGGUAUAAAGCAUUAGGUCACAAUUCUGUCUUACCUAAUAUAACUUAAAAAAAGACUUCUGUGUUAUUUUUCCAAUUCAUUCAUGAGAUAUGUACAUUUUCCUUAAAUAGUCAACAAUAUUUUAUUAUUGUACUUAGUUGAAGUAUUUUCAUGAGAAGCACAUUAUACAGAGACUACCUAGAUGAGCAUGUUGGGGUACUAAAGAUAUAAUUGCUGGGUAAUUAUUACCUCCCCCUUUUUCCAGAAGUGGGAUGUCAUGCUGUCAUGUACCUGGCAAACACUGUAAAUGCUGUGCAUGUUGUGAUAUUUGUAUAUUUGUUAUGUGUUCUUUAAAAAAGUCUUAAUACCUCUGAUAAAAUAUAAAAUGAAAUAUGUGUGGUGAUGACAAACUGCUCAACAAUUCAGUUUUUACACUGAUACAAUGACAGCUUUUUUCUGGUAUUGCAUUGAACUGGUCACAUUGGUAUGAAGACAGUUCCCUGUCACCAGUGGCUUUAUGUCAAUAUUUUGUCUGAUUAUAUUAACAAUAAUAAUACAUUGUUUAAACUCACUGGAGGUCAUCAACAGAUCAAUAAAGAAUCAUCACACAGUCUGA